Messenger RNA from Electrophorus electricus (electric eel), 2818 nucleotides. It is a transcript of the gene mgat5b, whose product is annotated as alpha-1,6-mannosylglycoprotein 6-beta-N-acetylglucosaminyltransferase B. Gene Ontology annotation, biological process: protein N-linked glycosylation. NCBI's taxonomy places the organism in Eukaryota, Metazoa, Chordata, Actinopteri, Gymnotiformes, Gymnotidae. The record is from RefSeq and is a predicted model, not a curated record. Gene Ontology annotation, cellular component: Golgi apparatus. Gene Ontology annotation, molecular function: alpha-1,6-mannosylglycoprotein 6-beta-N-acetylglucosaminyltransferase activity.
GAUGGAACUUACUGUUUGUAUUUUGGCUCUCCGAGAAUUUCAACCGAAUUUUGUGAAGAAUUAAUUUUACCGAAGAAAUGACACCCAGCACACUUUUUGUGUCUCUCUAUGGACUAGCAGCAGAAUUUUCAUUUUAACCGCCUGCCAUUAUUUACAGGUUCUCGAGAAUUUAUUUGCGCAUCAGUGAACUCUUUCGAGAGCCAAACUUAGAUAUUCAACAAUACGGCACCACACCAGACCCAGAUAAAAUCUUUAAAUGAAAUCAUGCAAUUCAAACACCGUUUAAUGGGGUAUUAUCUGCUUGAAAAUGCUUGCUUUUAACACCGACCGCAUAACUAUGGUGAGAAGAUGUCUUCUGACGUUCAAGCCCUUCAGGAUUUUUGUGGCGGGGAUUGGCUUUUUUAGCGUCUGCUUCUUGGUGACCUCUCUGGGGGGGCAGUUAUCCCCGAAGCGACUCAGGGACUCUCCGUUCACCAUCCACACAGAAGUACAGGGAGGUCUGGAGUCCCGUGGAGUACUAAGAAAGAUCAGUGACAUGUUGGAAAUCAUUCUGAAGAGGAUCGAUACUCUUGCCAAACUCAGCAACACCAGUGAAAGCCACAGACUUGAGGAAUUAAGCUCUGCUCUUGACAGAUUCCAGCCAGUGGGACUCAUGGAGCGAAUUCAGGCUAUUGCUCAGAAUGUGUCUGAUAUAGCCGUGCGCAUGGAUCAGAUCCUGCAGAAGACAGGGAAAGAUGGAAUCGUGGGUCAGUGUGAAGUCCCAAAAGAUCCUCGGUACCCAGACUGUGCCAGUAAAGUUGAUUGGAUGAGAGCCAGAUGGACAUCAGACCCCUGUUAUGCCUUCUACGGAGUGGAUGGCUCUGACUGCUCCUUCCUUAUCUACCUGAGUGAGGUAGAAUGGUUCUGCCCCCCGUUGCCAUGGAGGAACCAUAGCAGCCAAUCCACAGUCAGUAGUGCCCCAGAGAGACAGGCCAUGGUGCGUUCUGAUCUGGGUCCCCUGCUGGAGCAGCUGGGCUCAGGGAAGGAGUCUCUGAGCUUCAUGAGGAGGAGAAUGCGCAGGCUGACUACACAGUGGGCUGUGGCUGCACGCCGACUGCAUGAGCAUCUGCUCACCUUCCAGAGGCCACAGAAGAGGGUACUGGUGCAUGUGGGUUUUCUGACAGAAGAGUCUGGUGAUGUGUUCAGUCCUAAAGUGCUAAAGGGAGGACCCCUGGGGGAGAUGGUGCAGUGGGCUGACAUCCUAGCUGCCCUUCAUGUGCUGGGGCACAACCUCAAGAUCUCAGUAUCGGUUAAGGAGCUGCAGGGGUUCCUCGGCGUGCCCCCAGGAAGAGGAAGCUGCCCACUGCGUGGUCCUUUGCCCUUUGAUCUAAUCUACACUGACUACCAUGGACUGCAGCAGAUGAAACAGCAUAUGGGCCUCUCCCUCAAAAAGCACAAGUGUCACAUCCGAGUGAUCGACACAUUUGGCACAGAGCCAGCAUAUAACCAUGAGGAGUAUGCCACUUUACACGGAUACAGGACCAACUGGGGUUACUGGAACCUCAACGGACGCCAGUACAUGACUAUGUUCCCACACACUCCUGACAACUCCUUCAUGGGGUUUGUGGCUGAGGAACUCAACCAGACAGAGAGGAUCAGCAUUCAAAAUGACAAAGUCAACAACAUGGCUGUGGUCUAUGGUAAAGAGACCAGCAUGUGGAAGGGUAAAGACAAGUUCCUAACCAUCUUACACCGUUACAUGGACAUCCAUGGAACAGUCUACUAUGAAACCCAACGCCCUCCGGAAGUUCCUGCCUUUGUCAGGAACCACGGCUUGUUGCCCCAGCAUGAGUUCCAGCAGCUCCUGCGGAAAGCCAAGCUUUUUGUAGGCUUUGGUUUUCCUUACGAAGGCCCUGCCCCUUUGGAGGCCAUAGCCAAUGGUUGCAUUUUCCUGCAGCCCAGGUUUCAACCCCCACGCAGCUCGUUCAACAAUGAGUUCUUCAGAGGGAAGCCCACAUCCAGAGAGGUAUCGUCUCAACAUCCCUAUGCGGAGCAGUACAUUGGCAAGCCUCACGUCAUCACUGUGGACUACAACAGCUCGGAGGAGGUCGAGGCAGCCAUUUGGGAAAUCCUGAAAGCCAAGGUAGAACCUUUCUUGCCCUAUGAGUACACCUGCGAAGGAAUGCUAGAGAGAGUCAAUGGUUACAUCCAGCAUCAGGACUUCUGCCACCUGGACAGGCCCUUUCCCUCAACCAACGAGUCCAGGUUGUGGCUGGGGAAUCCACCCAGCCCUUUCAUGCCAUUGCCAAACUCCACGGUGCUGGCCUGGGCUUCUAAUGCCACGUCUGUGCCCUGCUGGCCCCCAGUCAGUGCCCUGCGGCUGUUGCUGGCUCCAAAGGUUUGCUCCUGUGUGAAGGCAUGCCAGGAUGUGGGCCUCGUCUGUGAGCCUGUGUUCUUCCCUUUCAUCAACAUCAUGGAGACCUUCAGUGGGUUGGGUGUGCAGUGUCAGGCUCUCGAAGUGGAGAUGAAGCAUGUGUUCCCCGCUGUGGCUGUGGAAAGGAGUGAGUGCUUCCUGCAAAAGGAGCCGCUCCUUUUCAGCUGUGCCGGGGAGAGUUCCAAGCACCGGCGUGUCUGUCCCUGCAGGGACUACCUCCGCGGUCAGGUGGCACUGUGCAGAGACUGCCUCUGACCUUGCUGUGCAUGCCUGUGGAUAUCCAUGGUAUACCAAGGCCAGGCCUGAGGCGGGGCAGGAGACAGCCCGCCCAGUGUGAGACUGGGUGCACGAGGAUGGACAGGCUAAUUAAUGGACUGAGGCCGGCUGCAUCAGAGGCGCUUUGAA